Molecule: messenger RNA, 2187 nt
Organism: Dryobates pubescens (Downy woodpecker)
Lineage: Eukaryota; Metazoa; Chordata; Aves; Piciformes; Picidae
Product: basic proline-rich protein-like
Exons: 5
Coding region: 1-2187 (728 amino acids)
Source: RefSeq, a predicted model, not a curated record
AUGACAGCCGGCAGCCGGCCCUCCCCCCGCACCAGCGCACCCCGGAGCCUGCGGCUCAGCCUCCUGCCGCGGAGCUGGAAGGCAGCGAGGAGGGGCAGGAUCCCAGCCCCAUCUCCCCUGCUCAGGAAGCAAGCAGCGUCCUGUGGCCUCCUUUCCCCAGGCGCUGCCGGUGCCGCCGCCGGGCGCCGGCUGACUCACGGCACGCCCGGUGCCGCUGCCUCGGCGCUGCCUGCCGGCGCGGCAGACGAUCAGCUCCUCAUCCAGCCCGGCUUCGCUCCUCAUCCAGCCCGGCUUCAGCAGGCUGGGAGGGCUGCCGGCCCGCGGGCACGCCGCUCCCCCGAGCUCCUGCGGGCAGCAACAUCUCCAGAGAGGAGCCCCCCGCUUGCCCCCUCUCCGGCCCCGGGGGGCACCCUGCCCGCGGUGCCCGCCCUGCCCGCGGCGCCCGUCCUGCCCGCGGUGCCCGCCCUGCCCGCGGUGCCAGCCCUGCCCGCGGUGCCCGCCCUGCCCGCGGCGCCCGUCCUGCCCGCGGUGCCAGCCCUGCCCGCGGUGCCCGCCCUGCCCGCGGUGCCCGUCCUGCCCGCGGUGCCAGCCCUGCCCGCGGUGCCCGCCCUGCCCGCGGUGCCAGCCCUGCCCGCGGUGCCCGCCCUGCCCGCGGUGCCCGCCCUGCCCGCGGCGCCCGCCCUGCCCGCCCUGCCCGCGGUGCCCGUCCUGCCCGCGGUGCCCGCCCUGCCCGCGGUGCCCGCCCUGCCCGCGGUGCCCGCGGUGCCAGCCCUGCCCGUCCUGCCCGCGGUGCCCGUCCUGCCCGCGGCGCCCGCCCUGCCCGUCCUGCCCGCGGUGCCCGCCCUGCCCGUCCUGCCCGCGGUGCCCGCAGCACUCACGGUCCAGCUGCUCCCCGCGGCGGCUCCGGGCGGGCUGCUGCUGUCAUUCACAGGCUGGGGCACGCUGCUGCUCCAUGUGCCGGGCUGCCCCCCCGGCACCCCCGCGCGGCACGCACGCCCACGGGCACACACGGCACCCACCGAUGCACACCCGGGGCAGUGCCCGCGCAGGCACGGGGGCGCGCACGGCAGCGGGCUCAGGCGGGGGCUGCUCGCACCCACCCACGGGCUCGCUGCGGCGGGCAGGCGGCAGCAGCGGCAGCAGCAGCGGGUCCCGCGGGCGGGCACGGCGCAGAGGCGGCUCCGCAGCGGGUCCCGCACACCCGCACAGGCGCAGAGCCCCCUGCAGCCGCGCACGCAGCGCAGGGGGGCAGCCGGCGGCGGGCAUGGGCUGUGCCCCGGCUCGCUGCCACCUGCCCCGCGCGGCCCCGCACACCGCCGUGGGGUGCGGUGCGCCACGCCCCCGGCACCAUCCAGCCCACCCCUGCACCAUCCAGCCCAGCUCCGCACCGUCCGGCAUCAACGAACCCGGCCCCAGCACCGUUCGGGUCAUUCCCAGCAUCACCGAGCACGGCCCCAGCAUCACCGAGCCCACUCCCAGCAUCACCGAGCCCCUUUCCAGCACCGUCCAUCCCCGCGCCCCGCACCGUCCAUCCCCACGCCCCGCACCGUCCAUCCCCGCGCCCCGCACCGUCCAGCCAGUCCGGGCUCCACGCCGCGCCGCCGGUCUCCUCCUGCCUCGCCGGGGUGGCCGCUGCGGUCCCCAGCCCCGCAGCCGGCUCGGUCGGGCCGAGCCCAGCGCGGCUCCCGGGAGCGGCCGUGGCAGACCUCCCACCCGCCGCCACCCCUCGCCCCCGGCCCGCCCGCUCACCUCGAUCCGCGGCGGCGGGAGGCGGUGCCCGGCCCGCAGCGGUCCGGCGGCGGCAGGGCAGCGCCCGCUCCUCGCAGCGCCCCGGCGGCGGCGGCGGGCUCGGCGGGGGGCCCGGCUCGGCUCGGCCCGGCCCGGCCCGGCCCCGGCCGCUGGCCGGCCGCCGCUGCCCCCCUGCCCGCGGCGCGGUGCGGCCGCCUCGCCCCUAUGCGGAGGCUCCAGCAGCACCGAGGCGAUGCCCAUUCAUUCAGCUUGGCCCCCGCAGCCCUCCCCUUCCGCCCCGCGCUGCCCGCCGCCGGGCUGGAGCUGGCUGGUGAUGCUGCAGCGGGGCUGUGCACCUGGCCCCACACCUACCCACGGAGCCCUCCCAGCUCUGCCAUCCACAGACGGGGCUCCUCCUGGCACAGCCAGGACCCCCUGCAGGGGCAGCGGGGUCCAUGA